Molecule: messenger RNA, 10961 nt
Organism: Podarcis lilfordi (Lilford's wall lizard)
Lineage: Eukaryota; Metazoa; Chordata; Lepidosauria; Squamata; Lacertidae
Source: the annotation of a GenBank genome assembly
GGGUAUCUGCAAGGCAGCCUUGGCUUGGGAAGUUGGUGAGAGAAGCAGGGAAGGGCUUGGAGGAGCGGAAGCAGAUCGGGACCAAGGGAAGCCAUCCUGGUUUAGCUCUCCUGCGGAGGGGAGCAGAGGGGGAGGUCCUGCCUGUCUCCCCUCGCCUAAGCUUGCGUGCGCAAGGUUUUCUAUCGCGUGGCGGCGGGUGAUUUCGCAGGGGCGCAAGGACCCGAAGUUCUCGCUGAUGGAUCUGCGCAAAACUUUUACCCAUGGGUAACAAAGGUAGAUUUCUUUGAUGGCCGACCCUGAGCAUGAAAACCGGAGGUGGGGAUUUGCUGGGCUCCUUCCUGGAAGACAAAAGCACAGCCCCUCCGUAAUACUGUAUAUUCCUUUGCGCGCGCGUUAAGCCUCGUACUUUGUGCAUACUUCCCUCUUCGGUUUUCAAAUCGUUGCUUCUGCCCCUAGUAAAGAGGAGUCGGUGCAUAUUUACCUCGCUUUAUUUCACUGUAUGAUUUGCUCUCCCAGUCCUGUGCACUUGAAUCUAGAGGGAUUCUACCCGUAUUACGUUAAAUGAGUGCAGCAUCUUCGAUGUGUUCUGCAUUUUCCAACCGCUUUUAAGAAGCGUUGCAAAAAAUGGUUGGCCUAAAUAGUACGAGAUCCCUGUAUCCCUCUCUGUGCAGGUUUGUGUUAACUUGAUGUUUGGAGUUAAAGAUGCUGUGGUUUUGCUGGGUUUGUUUGUGAGCAUUCACUUAAGAUCAGUGCUAUAUAGAGCUUAAUGUCUUUCCCGAAGUUAGCGCUUCCGUUACAGGAACCACUCAUUUUUCAAGCAAUAAAUUGCAGGAAAACGCAGCUAAUACAGGAAGAGCUUUGCUGGAUCAGACCAAAGGCCCAUCUAGUCUAGCAUCCUCUAUUUGCCCAGUAGCCAAGGGGAGCAGGCCACGGGUGUCACUUCUUGCAUGGCCUCUCACAAUUGGUGUCACUGCUAUAUACAUGGAGUGGCAGAGUGGCAGGGAGGCCAGCACUGCGCAGGCAGCCCAGUGAAGUCAACUUACACCAACAUCCUCCCUCCCUUACCUCUCUCCCUCUUGGUAAGCCACAGUGAUGGCAAUGGUGGGAGGCCAGGGAAUUGCUCCUGGGAGCCAACCAGCUUCUUUUGGAAAGCCCAAAUCACAGCAUGAGUGCAACAACCUGUUCCCCACUCGGGCUUACCACCAAUUACUAUUCAGAGACAUGCCACCUCCAGUACACAACCAUUGUGGUCGGUCGCUAAUGAAAGCCUUGUCCUCCAUGAAUUUGUUUAACCACCUUUUGAAACCAUCCCAGUCGAUGGCCACUGCUGCCUUGUUUUAACAGUGUGUUCACACAACACACUACCCUUGGGCUGCAGGACUAAACAAACGCAUCUUUAAGCACCAAACUUUGAAAUCCUGUUUGGAAUUUAAUUCCAUAGGAACAUUUGGACUUGUAAGUCAAGUAGGGAUAGGCGAUAUCCGGUUUUGCAACAUCGUGAUAUAUCUAUGUAUCACAGCGUUUGAAAUCAGGAUGGAGCUAUGUAGAGGCAUUGGCUGGCUUCACGGUUUCCCCCACAUAGUUAUUUUUUGCAUAGUGUGCGCGCACACACACACACACACACACACACACACCAUGACUUGUGAUACAUUGCCAUAUCAAAAAUUAUGAAACCGAUAUCACAAUAUGGACUUUGAACCGGUUUUGGAUGAUCACCAGUAGAUCACUCAGUCCUAAAGUAAAUAUCUUCAAGAUGAGGGUUGUGUUGGAGGGAGGAAAGAAAAAUGACCCAGGACAAAAAUAAAAAUAAAAUGUGGCUACUUGCUACAGUGGCUAUAUUCUGCCUCCAUGGUCAGAGGUAUUAUGCUUCUGAAUACCAGUUGCUGGAAACUGCAGGACAAAAUAUCACUGUUGUGCUCACGUCCAGCUUGUGGGCUUCCCAUGGGUAUGUGGAUGGUCCCUGUGAAAACAGGGAGCUGGAGUAGAUGAGCUGUUGGUCUGAUCCCGUUGGGCUGUUCUUCUGUUCUAAUAAAAGUAGAAUUUCUUUUCAUGUUUCUUUGUACUGACCACAGUUUUGAUCAUUGAUCUGAUUGUUUUGAACUCCCAGGAAUCCAGAGCAAAUUCACCAAUGAUUGAAAAACAAAACAACAACAACCCAAUAACUAAUAAGACCGACAGACAGUUUGUAAGUAGACUCUCAAUUUUUGAAUGUGUUGGAUCUUUCCUCACCAUUCAUAUUUUAACUUGACACAUUAUUAACAUCAUACACGUUCAUCAUAGUCUUUCAAACAUACUUGUAUUUUCUAUAAAAAUUAACCCACAAUUUGCAAACUGCAAUAGAGUAAUGGAUAAUUCAGUGUAAGUUUAUUUAAUGGGGGAACGGGGUUUUAACUGGGGUGUGUGUGUUUUAAAUUGUUUUAAAAUGUUAUAUGUUAGUUUAGAUUUUUGUAUUUGUAGAGUGGGAGAUUGUUUAGGGGCUUUGGUUGGGGAAUGUACUUUUUAUUAGUUUGCAUACAUUAGCAUUGCUGAUUGUUUUAAUUGUGCUUUUAUAGUAUAACUUUGUGUUGUGAACCACCCUGAGACCUACGGGUAAGGGGUGGCAUACAAAUUUAUUUUAAGAAUAGGAAUAGCAAUAAGAAUAGGAAUAAUAAGAGCAAUAAUUUAAUGUAAAGCAUAAAAAUGGCUUUUGACAUAUUAUAAGCUAAGGAUUGGGGGGGGGUGGAAGUACCCCACUACUCUAGAGGGGUGGAUAGCUCAGUUGGUUAGAGCAUGGUGCUGAUACAGUGGUACCUUGGUGUCAGGGAACUGACAUCGGAGCUAGAGGCGGAGGGAAGGCUCUCAAAUGAUGCUGGAGAAGGGCCCAGCAGGGAGAGAGGCAGCUCCGCAGAUGGGGAAGCAAAUCAGCGCUACACCAGGGAUAAGGAGGGGCUGAUGGGGAAUCGGCGAGAGGGCUCCAGGACUCUUCACCGGACACCAGCGGGGAGAGCACUGGUCCCCCGCUACCCACGCCCACCCUGCGCAGAAGACUUCCGCGCAGAGAGAGUAGGAGGAGACUGGGUGUCAAACAACUUUUAUGUUGGAAAAGAUUUAAGAAACGCCCACUGACGGAUUCUGCUAGCGACUGAGGCAGCCACGAAGUGAAGGGCUGCCCAGACUGAAAGGUUUACCAAGGCAACAAAGCCUGGAGAGGCGGCAACUUACGCACGAGCAACCCAUACUCAUUAUACUUGGGUUAAGAACUUAAUUCGUUCUGGAGGUCUGUUCUUAACCUGAAACUGUUCUUAACCUGAAGCAACACUUUAGCUAAUGGGGCCUCCUGCUGCCAUCGUGCCACCGCUGCACGAUUUCUGUUCUCAUCCUGAAGCAAAGUUCUUAACCCGAGGUACAAUUUCUGGGUUAGUGGAGUCUGUAACCUGAAGUGUCUGUAACCUGAAGCGCCUGUAACCCGAGGUACCACUGUAAUGCCAAUUGCUGCAUAUUCCGGCGUUGCAGGGAGUUAGACAAGAUGAUCCUCAUGGUCUCUUGCAACUCUACAAUUCUAUGUCGUAUUGCAUACCAUGCUUUACCUAGGAAGGGUUGGGUAACGUUCCCAUUUGACUACUGGAUAUGGUAGUUUGGCUGCACAGUGAGAAGGACAGUUCAGUGGUAGAGUGCAUGUUUUUUGGGGUGGAAAGUGACUUGCAUCCCCUUGAGAUUCAACGUCACCCAGUCUGCCAUUUCCCCCCCUCCGUAAAUUUACAUUCACAUUCACCCGGUGCUAUACCAGCUGCACUGGCUCCCGGUGGAGUACAGGAUCAGGUUUAAGGUGCUGGUUUUAACCUUUAAAGCCCUAUACGGCCUAGGACCCUCGUACCUACGGGACCGCCUCUCCUGGUAUGUCCCACAGAGGAACUUACGGUCUUCAAACAAAAACAUCUUGGAGGUCCCAGGCCACAGAGAGGUUAGGCUGGCCUCAACCAGAGCCAGGGCUUUUUCGGCUGUGGCUCCGAUCUGGUGGAAUGCUCUGUCACAAGAGACUAGGGCCCUGCGGGACUUGACAUCUUUCCGCAGGGCCUGCAAGACAGAGCUGUUCCACCAGACCUUUGGUCAGGGCACAGCCUGACUCCCUCCUUUGGCAAUCUUCACAGAACUCUAGCCCAAUGGUUGCCAUCAAUUUGAUUUGAAUUAAUUUUAUAAUGAAAUGAUUUUAGAAUGUUGUACUAUUUUAUUGUUGUUAGCCGCCCUGAGCCUGGCUUCGGCUGGGGAGGGCGGGAUAUAAAUAAAUUUUAUUAUUAUUAUAUUUUUAUAGGUUGUUAAUUUCAACACCAUGAGCCGCCGUGGAAACAACUGGGCCUACACCGAGGUCAUUGACCUCCUGGAUAUAUGGGGAGAGCAGAAGAUCCAGAAGCUGCUUCAGAGCAGCUACAGAAAUAUGGACACCUUCCAAGUCAUUGCAAGCGAGAUGGCCAAGCGGGGACACGAACGCACUGCGCAGGAAUGCCGGACCAAGACUAAAACAAUGCGGAGGGAUUACAAAAAGGCCAAGGACAACCCCUCUUCGCUGGGCGGGCGCAUGACGUGCCCUUUCUAUGAGCAGCUCGAUAGGAUAUUGGCCGGCGAUUCUGGCUUCCAGCCCCCAAGGAGGCUACCGCACGCUGCUUUGCCGGAGGAGUCGUCGGGGGAUACCAAUUCUCCUUGUCCCCUGGCGGAAGGAGCCGCGCCCGUGGUGCCAGAGGACUAUAGCGAGAGUCCGGAUCAGUUUUCCCCAUGCACACAGAUAGCUGUGGAGAUCUCCGAUUCCGCCACGCCCAGUCCCAUGUUCUACAUGACAAGGGCGGUCUCCGCGAAGCCUGCAAGCAUGUCUUGGCCGGCAGCAAGUAAGAGCUCUGCUUUGUGCCCGGGAGAAACUUGUAGCAAUGAUAAUUUUAUUCUCCAGCGGGUGCAGAAACUUCAGUGGGUGCAGAAUGCAGCAGCGAGGCUCCUCACGGGGUCUCUGCCAUGGGAGCAUAUUCACCCAGUGCUUUUCCAGCUGCACUGGCUCCCGGUGGAGUACAGGGUCAGAUUUAAGGUGCUGGUUUUGACCUUUAAAGCCCUUCACGGCCUAGGACCCUUGUACCUACGGGACCGCCUCUCCCGGUAUGCCCCACGGAGAGCCUCAAGGUCCAUAAAUAGCAACACCCUAGUGGUCCCGGGCCCUAAGGAAGUUAGAUUGGCUUCAACCAGAGCCAGGGCCUUUUCAACUCUGGCUCCAGCCUGGUGGAACGCUCUGCCUCAUGAGACCAGGGCCCUGCAGGAUCUGAUUUCUUUCCGCAGGGCCUGUAAGACAGAGUUGUUCCGCCUGGCCUUUGGCUUGGAAUCAGUUUGAUUCCCUCCCCCUCUUUCUUUUUCCUUUCUCCUCCUAUGAAGAAAUUGCACCCUAAUGUUUUAAUGUUGUAUCUUAAUCUUUUAAAUUGUAUUUUAAUCAACUUGUUUUUAUUAUUGGUUGUUAGCCGCCCUGAGCCCGGUCUUGGCUGGGGAGGGCGGGGUAUAAAUAAAAAUUCUUCUUCUUCUUCUUCUUCUUCUUCUUCUUCUUCUUCUUCUUCUUCAUACACCGCCCAGGCUGACUGACUGGGUUGCCCCAGCCACUCUGGGCGGCUCCCAACAAAAUAAUAAAAAUGCAGUAAAACGUCAAGCCUUAAAAACUUCCCUGAACAGAUGUGGCCUUCAAAUGUUGCACCUAGUGAGAUUCUGUGCAUUGGUCCGCCUGUGCUGCGCCUGUGUUUAUUUAUUAUGUUUUCUUACAGUUAUGUCCUAUCUUCCUUCCAUCAUGGAACCCAAGGGGCAGGUGGUGCUCAAACGGUCUCCCAUCCAAGCACUGAACCGACAAGCUUGGUUUCAGCAAUGGGGUGGAGGAGAGGGCCAUCCAUGGUGCCAAGCCAUGAUGUCUACAGUCCACCACCAAUGUUGGAGGCAGCAAUGCUUCUGAAUAGUAGGCCGUUCUUAUGUGGCCUGCUCCUUCAGGCCAUUCCCUGGGAGUAUGCUGCUGCUUCUAGUUCAGGACAGUGCCUGUGUACUUAUGCUAUUCUAAGCUUCUCAUAGGUAUUUGGUUGUCUAAUGUGAGAACGAAAUGCUGGACCAGAUGGGUCUUUGGUCUGAUCUAGGACUGGGCAGUAUAUUGAUAUACCAUCCAAAACCGGUUUGAAAUCCAUAUCAUGAUAUUGGUUUCAUCAUUUUUGACCUGGCAAUAUAUUGCGAAUCAUGAUGUGUAUGUGUGUGUGUGUGGCGUGUGUACUAUGCAAAAAUCACAAUGUGGGGAAAACCGUGAAGCCAGCCAAUGCCUCCAUCCUGAUUUCAGGCAUUGUGAUAUAUAGUGGUACCUCAGUUUUUGAACGUCUCUGUUAACAAACAUUUCAGUUUUCGAACACCGUGAACCCGGAAGUAAAUGCUUCUGUUUUUGAAUGCGCCUCGGAAGUCAAACAUGAAACGCUGCUUCCGUAUUGAGUUUUCUGUUUUGAGGCUUCCGUUUUGAGUUUUCGGCUUUUGAACGUUUUGGAACUCGAACGGUCUUCUGGAACAGAUUAUGUUUGAAAACCGAGGUACCACUGUAUAGGUAUAUUGCAACGUUUAACUGGUGAUAUAUCACAAUAUUGAAAAUCAGAUAUCGCCCAGCCCUAGCUUGACCCAGCAGGCUUCUUCAUAUGUAUAAAACAUAUUAAAUCACACAUCUUUUUUCGUUCCCGCUAGAAGCUGAUCAUCCAGCUCCAUCCCUAUCCUCUAUGUUCCUCAGUAACCCUGGCAGCUCAUCAACCAAAGGUUCAAGAAUGGGUAAAUAUGAAAUGAUAACAUGACGAGAUAAAAGAAAAAAGUUUAAAAUGAGUAUAUAAAAAAACCAGUGUUUCUGUUCGGUAUUAUAGGGACAGAAAUCCCCCCCCCCCCAUGUUAAAAUUGUUUAUGUAUUUAGCAACAGCAGCUAGGAUUCUAUAUGUCCCAACCAAGGAAGAAUGGAUAAGUAAGAUAAUAGACUAUGCAGAACUGGCAAAAUUAAGAUAAUCUAAUUAUGAGUGUUUUACGUAAGAAUGGAUGCCCUUUUCAGAAUAUUUAAAGAAAUACUAUAUUAUGAUGAACUUGCAAGCAAGAUUUGAGCUGUGAGCAACAGAGGUAAUUAGAUUAUAAUAUUGUGGUUACGAUUUAAUAGAAGAUUGGGUACAGCAGAAGGGGAAAAACAACAACUCCAUGGAAAAAUAAGAGAAAAGAUGAAGUUGUGUUUUGAUUGUAUACGUUAAAAAUGUUGAAACUUAAUAAAACAUAACUGCGGGGUGGGGAAUGGGUAAAUACAUCACUGAACUCAUUUUGUUAGUACGGUAUUUAACCUACCCAGAGUCCUUUUGCAUCACAUUGCAAUGUGCACUCUCCUGUUUAAUAUAUGGCUGUGUGUGUGUGUGUGUUUGUGUUUGUGUGUGCCUGUCUAUCUCCAGAUGCAACGGUGGCCCCUUCGUCAGCUCUGCUGCCCAACUGCCCAACUCUGUCUUCCGAAGGGCGGCUGACCAGAGUCCGAAAGCGCCAAAGAAAAACCAGGAACGACUUGGUCAUGGAAUUGUCACGAAUAGCAGACAGGAGGGUACAGACCGCAACUGACAGAAUCCUGUCUUCCUUGAACCGGUAUGCCACCGCAGACCUUCAGGACCGUGAGAGGGACCGGGCAGACACGGCGCAAAUCAUUGCCAUCAUGCAUCGCCAGACAGAACUGCUGGAAUCGCUGGUGCAGAUGCAGUCUGUCGAGCAGACGCCGGUGUCCCCUGCACCCUCGUGGCACCCUCGGCCGCGCGCCGCCAUCUCUCCCCCCUCCCGUUCGGGUGUCCCCAGGAGGACACUGGUGCCCCGGGUGAACCACAGGCGGAGACCACAGAAGUACAGCCCGUAACUGUACUACUGAGGAAGAGGGUUUCCUAGUUAAAGUUGCUGGGUGCUACUGGAACAAUAUAUUGAGAGCCUACACCCAAAGGCAUUUGUAUUAACGGCUGGAGUUUCUAAUGCUUAGAAUAGGACAUAAACAGUGAGGCAUAAUAUAUGCUACUGAAGCCUCAGUCGUGUACCUGUUCUCCUGAAAACGAGCCCCCUUGAACUCAAUGGGACUUACUUUUGAGUAGUUAUGCAUAGCGUUGUACUCUUAAGUGUUUGGAUUUAGAUGCUCCGGAAGACUGUUUUGUAGCAUAUGUUCCAAAGACACCAAGAUUAAUUAUCUGGUUCCUUAUUGGCCCUGUGGGUUAGACACUUAGGUGCUAAAAAUCUUAAUGGGUCCUCACCUAAUUAUGUUGAUGGCCAAUGCCACCACCCUUCCACAUCUUCCUUUUUUAAAAUUUUGUAUUCCAUGAAACGUCAUUUAAGUUUUAAACUCCUUUCCCCCUGUUUUAAUUAAAAACACCCUGUUAUCGUCUGGGAGGAGGCAUAAACAUGCAAUGGUUGGAGUGAGAUCAACAGUGGUUCUUCCAGUGGUGCAACAAUAAAGCUUGCUAGCACGUUUGCAAAGCUAAGCAGGGUCCGUUAUGGUUUCAAAUCGGAUGGGGGACCAUGUGUUGAGAUUCUUGCAUUGCAGAGGGUUGGACUAGAUGACCCUCAGGAUCCCUUCCAAUUCUACAAUUCUGUGCUUCCCUCUUGUGCUACUUGGUUUCUUUGUCCUCUUUUGAUAGGUGGGUCCAGCUUUCUUCUAUGCAAACAGGAUAAAGAGGAUGGGCAUAUACUAUGGACAUAAUACAUGAAAUUGUGUGUCAUGUAGGGUGGGAACAUAAUAUAAAUUAAUAUCAAACAUUUAUUUAAUGCUAACCAUAAGCUAGUUGAAGUAUAGACCAGAACAAUAAUGCAGUCCUUAAACAUAGGGUUUUGGACACCUCCGUGCAUCAGCUUGCCAUGGCUAAGGCUUGGUCCUUUUCUGCUGAAUAGGAAGUGGAAAGAAAAGACAUCCAUGUCAUCCCCCUUCCUCCUAAAUCAUCGCUUCUGUAAUACAUAGAAGUCAGAACAUUUCCUUUCCUGGCUGAAAGCAUGACAUCCACUGCACAGCUAUGGUCUGGCGUCCGUGGUCCAUCUGUGGUGUGGGGAGGUGAGGCAUGUCUUGAUGUCACUGGUAGAUACAGGCUUUGAAAACCAUGGUGCAGACCUAGCCCUCGGAUGUUUAUGUUGGGUAGGUGAGAUGGGUGUUGCAAGGAGAAGUUACAGGUGGAUUUAAAAAUGGGGCUGAGAAGGUGGAAGGUGAAAGGACUUCAUUAGUGGAAGGUAGGGCGAGACGUGCAUUCGACCUGGAGAACAGUAGGACACAGAAGAUGCCAUGCAGGCUGAUUGCAGAUGAGCUUGCAUAGGUGAAUGAAGAUAAAAACGAGAUACAUGGGAAUUGGAGGUGGAGAGUGUUAAACGCAGGGCUAUUUUUCUAGGUGCCGGAACUCGCCAUGAACAUUUCCCUUCUUCUCUUAUAAUGCCAAUGGUGCCCACAUAAGAGAUGGGAGACUUUCCGGCUGAAAAAAAUGCCAUGGUGUAAUAACUAAAAGCUAAGUGUUGGUUGUCGAGAUCAACAGGGAUUCAGUACAACAAUGUAAGGGGAGGGUGAUGUGAUCAGAAGAAGGGAAGCAAGAGUGCUGUUUGGUUGCUUCUGGACAACAUCUCUGCUCGGUGGUAGCACUGCAAAGGAAGUAAGGGAGCAAAGUAUCUCACAGGAGAGGUACCAUCUAGUGAGAGAGGGGGUGGCUCUCUUAAUCCCCCCCUGGCUUUUGUUUUUGUAACCUGUGCCAGUUCCUCUGGCUUGUUGGACUAGCAGCAAUAAACUGGGAUUGGCGCAACUCCCAUCUUGGUUGCUGACACUCAGCGCAUCGCAUGAGCAGGCCUGCCGCUCUAUAAUCGCUGCAGGAAGUAACCGUGUAAGACAAAGGUGCAUGGCUUAGUGGCAUGCAGCGAAUACAGAGAAGGCUUAUAGAUACCCAAAGUAAUGAUCUUCAGGAUCUAUAGGAAAUGAUACAGUUGGAACAUGGAAGCUACAGUGCAUGAGUGGCUUUAAAACUUACUUCCAGGGAUCUUUCAGUGAGGAAAAAAACAACAGUGGGCAGUUUUUACUGGAAGAUAACUUCCUCACUGCUGUUUAUCUCUGCCGCCAUUUGCAGACACCGAAGAUUAUUUGGGUAUGUGCUAAGGCAGAGCUUUCCAAAAUUUUCAUGUUGGUGGAACACUUUUUAGACAUGCAUCAUUUCACGACACAGUAAUUCAGUUUUACUAGCAAACUGGAGGUUAAACUAACCCCUUUCCAACCCCGGGACGACAACAGGGAGUAUUUGUGUGACACACCUACACACUGCAGUCAACACACUAAUGGGUCGCGACACACAGUUUGGAAAGCUUUGUGCUAGGGAAUAUCGUUGGAUCACAUGGGGCAGCGGAGAUAUCCUACAGGACUAACUUUUGCCCUAAUUGGGGCUGCUUACGCCCGAUAGCAGGUGUGGGGAAACUUUGGCCCUCCAGGUGUUUCUGAACUUCAACUCCCAUGGUCCCUGGCCUUUGUCCAUGAUUGCUAGGGCUGAUGGGAGUUGUAGUUCAGUAACAUCUGGUGGGCUGAAAGUUCCCCACUUCUGCCAUACAGCAGAUACAUAAAGGCACGCAAUACCUAUAACUUCUUGAAAGAGUGGCAACCCAGUUGAGAGUGGUAGCCAGUUUUGACUUCUUGGAUAGAAUUAACAGGUGAAUUAGUGGGCUUAAGCAGUUGUGGAGAGGCCAUGCCACAGACCUUUGGAGAAUGGGGAGCAAAUUAUUUUUGUCUACAAAAAAGCAAUUGAUGAGAAUUGUGCGUACCAUGGAUUUGAUAGGUGUGCUAGGUCCCUUGUUUCAGCAAGAUGGCAGGCAAGGGUUGUGUCGAGAAAUACAAGGGAUAUCCUAGGUUAGAAUGGUAUUUUAGCUUUCUUUUGUAAUGGCAAACGUCUUUGCUUGCUUGUAUUAUAAACCCUGCUUCAUAAAAACUGUUUCAAAUCAAA